Oncorhynchus nerka (sockeye salmon) is the source of this 4188-nucleotide messenger RNA. RefSeq names its product NCBP2 antisense 2 (head to head) (gene ncbp2as2). The record is from RefSeq and is a predicted model, not a curated record. Lineage: Eukaryota; Metazoa; Chordata; Actinopteri; Salmoniformes; Salmonidae. The coding region runs from base 114 to 425 and encodes 103 amino acids. The transcript is spliced from 2 exons.
CCAUCUUUUAUGCUGCUGGCAGAACAGUGUGUCUCUGAUGUAACCUCGCAUCUCAAAGUAGCGGUCAUCUGAAUGAACAAGGAAGUCACAAGACCAUUUAUUUACUGUGCGAGAUGGCCAUCAUUCGUAUGUUGUUCUCUUUCCUGAACAAUCCACGAGUCAUUGAGAAACUAGCGGAGUCUCGUCCUAUCCGACGUGCGGCACAGAUCACAGCUUUUGCGAUCAUCAAAGCACAAAUCGCUGGGAAGGUUGCGACGGCGAAGGUCCUGAAGUCAGACACUCUACGCCAGGUUCGGCAAGAGGCAAACGGACGGAUUCCCCGAGAAGCUGGUGACAUCGGGACCCGGUUCAGAAGAGUGAGGGAGACUUUUGUCAAGGAGGUGAAAGAUGGCUUCAGAGACGCUCAGGGACAAAUAAAGAAAUGAAGAAAUGAAGCAGUAGUCUUAUGUCUGUAUGACAGACAAACAAUCUUGUGAACUAUUGAUAACGUGACCGACACAUGAUCCGUCCCACAACUGCCUAGGCCGACUACUAUUACAUCACUGAGCCAAUGUUUUAAUAUAUUGACGGGAACACUAAGCUACUGGUAAAUCAGCUACUAUGUUUCAAAACAUACUCAAGAUUCAUUUUCCAUCAGGGAGAUAUCAUCAUGUAAUGAGUGUGGAGUGUUUUUCUGACUGGUUUAAAAACAAAGUUGCGCCCCUGUAAUGAAUGUUGGGGUUUGUGGUGGAUGAGUCUACUGUAACAGGUCUAGGUUUGUGGUGGAUGAGUCUACUGUAACAGGUCUGGGUUUGUGGUGAGUUAGCCUACUGUAACACGUCUACAUACUGGAGACAGAGAUUUGUUGCAAUCUACCCAGUAGUCUUUAUUCAGGAGUUUGUGUUUGUAGAUAUGGAAUUGCAACAAACCUGAUCUGACUUGCAGAAUACCAUUUGAAGGUUUGGAUUGUCCUUACCUGUUGGCCAAAUCUUAGUGUGCUUUUAAAUUAAAUGUCAUGUAUUUUACCAAUAAAAGAUCAUUCAGAUUAAAAAAAAUGACUAGACAACACGAGGUUAAGGCCUCUAUUCAAUCAAUCCGUAUUGUGGAAAAUUCUGCACUAAAGUCCAAUUGAAAUUCAAAGGCAAUGUUGGCUUUCACGGUAAACGCUGCAUGUCGGGCUCAAUCGGAAUGUACCUUUACGUUUCUAUUGCGACAUCUGUAACUCUUCAGGUGAUAUGGAUUUAAUAGAGCACUUCGUCACCAGCGUGUGUUUUACACCUGAGGAGGAAGCUGACUGACAAGUUAGGCAGUAUCUUUGAAAUAAGCGUCUUAACACUGAUAUUGUGGCUAGCAGACAGUUAGGGCUAUGCUAUGCUAGGCUAGCUAGUACAAAAGUAAUUGCCUUUUUGUGAGUCUGCUAUUGCUAAGUGUAGCAUUGUGUUGAUUACUGUGUGUAGACGAACCUCAACUCACCUUGCAUGUUUAAAGUCCACUGUUUCACUUUGUCAUAGGUUGGCCCAUAAAGAGGCUAUAAUAACCGUCCUUGGUUCUGAACCUUGAGUCCUGAACCUCAACUCUUCCAACAACUUCCAUUCAAACUGCCGUUGCAGCAAAGAACGCACAGGACUUCAGUCCAUGAUUGUGUGCGAGUAUAUUUCAUUGUAACUUUAAACAAUCAACGUGGAGAUUGUCACGUCCACCAAGAAUGUAUUGCACAGUCCUUGACUCUGUAGAUGGGCUGACUGACACAAUGUACAGGCUCUCAUUCACAACCUACUACGACAGUAAAAUGUUUCGCGAUGGACCACCAGCUUCCAUAUGCAGAUUUUUAAUAAGAACAGCAGAGAAUUCUUAAAGAAGCAGUUUUGUAGCAAUACUUAUGCAGACGCACUGGCCUGGCAACUAAAUAUUAGUUACAUGUUUAUCAUUUCAUCGAAGAAAUUGCUAUAACUUUGAAGGCAAGCGUUUGUUUCUGACAGAAAUGAGUUAGUACUCUGUACAUAUACACUGAUAUGGUAGCUGAGCAUCAUAUAAACUUAUCUCUCAUUGAAAUACACAUACAAAUCAAGCUGAUAUACUGGACAGGAACACAAAAUUGCAUGAGAGCAGCAAAAAUAAAUCGAACACUGCUCCGUCACAAUGCAGGAAUCAGGGUUGGGUUGAGUUCCAUUCCUUAUAGUCACUAUUGUUAUAGAUGAUGGAUUUUAACUCAUGUGUACAACAUUGAAAUGUAAUAUAAGAAUUUAAACCUGACAAAAUUCCACAUUACUUUAAAAUCAAAGUACACCUAAGUUUCAAAAGCAAAAAAACAAGGAUGGCUUGUUCAAUGUUCUCUCCAAAACAAGUGCAUAUCAGGUGCAAGCAGGUUCCAAUCCAUAAUAUUUAUCAGUAGGCUAUAAUUCACAUCAUUCUUAUGGUAGAAUUUGAUUACCAGCCAAGCAAAUGGAAACUUCUAGGCCUCUAUUCACGCUGUAACGCGAUACGGAUUGAAUCGAGACCCUAAAUACAGAUAGUGAGCAAGUUGUCUUGGCUUAAAUGUUUGUCAAUCCAGGAUUUGGGGAGAACAUAUGAAUAAAACACCCCCUAUUUGACUCUUUUCAAAACAUUUCACAACACACAUCCUGUAGUUGAAGCAGUGCAUAUUCACUGAUAUGGCAUUAGCUUAUACAGUAAAGGCAGAAUGUGCAAAACGCGCCAUAUUCCCAGAUAUGGCUUGUGCCCAUAAGUAGUACUCACAAUAGUCGGUGUAAGCAAUACACACCUUGCGGAGAGACGAACACUGCAUAGUAAAGUAUGUAACGGGUAAAAACAUAUACACUGAUAUGGCAGUUACCGUCAGUAAGCAUAAUAGCAAUCCUUCGUCAUCUCUGGUUGCGAAGGACUUCAUUCUCUGUAGCUCAACCAAAGAAAACAGGAUAUUUUCCCCAUUGACAGACAAGCUCAAGAAGCACCUUGACUCACUGACUCAAGAAGCACCUUGACUCACUGACUCAAGAAGCACCUUGACUCACUGACUCAAGAAGCACCUUGACUCACUGACUCAAGAAGCACCUUGACUCACUGACUCAAGAAGCACCUUGACUCAACAACAGUGACCAUAAUUUAGACCCAAGUCAAAUAGUAUUUUCAACAUGUUAUCCUUUCUCACAAAUCCUAGCAUCAACAUAUACAGUAGAAUAAAGUACAAUUACAAGCUAUGAAUCUAAAGUACAAUCAUAAGCUAUGAAUCAGAUACAGGAAGGGAUGCAGACAUGAUCUUCUAAAGAUUCCAACAUGACAGGAAAUGCUGCUGUGGUUCGCUGGGUGGUAAUGUACUGGGUGGUAAUGUACUGGGUAGUAAUGUGCUGGGUGGUAAAUGUACUGGGUGGUAAUGUACUGGGUAGUAAUGUGCUGGGUGGUAAAUGUACUGGGUGGUAAUGUGCUGGGUGGUAAUGUCACUGGGUGGUAAUGUAUUGGGUGGUAAUGUACUGGGUGGUAAUGUACUGGGUAGUAAUGUGCUGGGUGGUAAAUGUACUGGGCGGUAAUGUACGGGGUGGUAAUGUGCUGGGUAGUAAUGUACUGGGUGGUAAUGUGCUGGGCGGUAAUGUACUGGGUGGUAAUGUGCUGGGUAGUAAUGUACUGGGUGGUAAUGUGCUGGGUAGUAAUGUGCUGGGUGGUAAUGUACUGGGUGGUAAUGUGCUGGGUAGUAAUGUACUGGGUGGUAAUGUGCUGGGUGGUAAUGUACUGGGCGGUAAUGUACGGGGCGGUAAUGUACUGGGUGGUAAUGUACUGGGUAGUAAUGUGCUGGGUGGUAAAUGUACUGGGCGGUAAUGUACGGGGUGGUAAUGUGCUGGGUAGUAAUGUACUGGGUGGUAAUGUGCUGGGCGGUAAUGUACUGGGUGGUAAUGUGCUGGGUAGUAAUGUACUGGGUGGUAAUGUGCUGGGUAGUAAUGUGCUGGGUGGUAAUGUGCUGGGUGGUAAUGUGCUGGGUAGUAAUGUGCUGGGUGGUAAUGUGCUGGGUAGUAAUGUGCUGGGUGGUAAUGUGCUGGGCGGUAAUGUACUGGGUGGUAAUGUGCUGGGCAGUAAUGUACUGGGUAGUAAUGUGCUGGGUGGUAAUGUACUGGGUAGUAAUGUGCUGGGUGGUAAUGUGUAGUGUUAUUGCUGGUGCUUUGGCAGAAGAGGAGAGAUUCCCUACAGAGGGAGUAGGCUACUGGGGUUGGUGAAGGAAUG